ACCCAAACAAGCACCUCACGAUCCCAGGCACUUGCUAAAAGCUUUUUGCAUCGCCCAUCAGCAAUCGCGUUGGUGGGGGUAAAGAAAAUUAGAAAAAGGAAGAGAUGAUGAUGAUGGGACGGAGCAUGUCUUCUGGAAAUUACUACGACUGGGCUCCUGCGAAGACGAGCCGGGUCAUGGCGUUUCACUCCAAAUCUCGAUGGGAGGAGCAUUUUGAUGCGUCCAAAGGGACUAACAAGCUGAUGGUGAUCUACUUCACGGCCACGUGGUGCGGACCUUGCCGGUGGAUGGAGCCGACGAUCGACGAGCUCGCGGCGGCGUUCGCCGACGUCGACUUCAUCAAGAUCGACGUCGACGAGUUAAUGAAUGUGUCGAGGCAGUUCGGGGUGCAGGCGAUGCCGACGUUCUUGCUGAUGAAGAAUGGGAAGGUGGUGGACAAAGUGGUUGGCGCCAAGAAGGACGAGCUCAGGAACAAGAUUGAGCAACACAGCAACAAGUCACAACCAUACCUUCGUAGCAACUCGUACCCCUAUGCGUACCGCUACGCGAUAUGACCGCCGCCUCAGUCGACAAAGUAUAACCGGGCCACGCCUCCCAUAGCUAAAUAAGA
Molecule: messenger RNA, 610 nt
Organism: Rhodamnia argentea
Lineage: Eukaryota; Viridiplantae; Streptophyta; Magnoliopsida; Myrtales; Myrtaceae
Product: thioredoxin H2-like
Exons: 3
Coding region: 105-554 (149 amino acids)
Source: RefSeq, a predicted model, not a curated record